Messenger RNA from Papilio machaon (common yellow swallowtail), 756 nucleotides. RefSeq names its product endocuticle structural glycoprotein SgAbd-1 (gene Cpr50Cb). Lineage: Eukaryota; Metazoa; Arthropoda; Insecta; Lepidoptera; Papilionidae. The record is from RefSeq and is a predicted model, not a curated record. The transcript is spliced from 5 exons. The coding region runs from base 21 to 659 and encodes 212 amino acids. Gene Ontology annotation, cellular component: extracellular matrix.
CACAGGUGUGAUAAAUCACCAUGGAGUAUAUAAUGAAAAAGAUGUUGCUGUCGUGUCUAGUGGCGUCCUCUGUGAUCAGCAUAGCGGCGUGCGCCGGCAACGAGUACCUCCCCCCAAGCAAGGGCUACAGCUACAAACCGCCCCGUAUACCAUUUAUCACCCCCACGAAGCCUCCGCAGCCUCCUCAGCCGCCUGUGACGUCACCGCCGCAGCGACCGCAGCCGUACCUGCCGCCUGUCACUACCACGCGGCCCUUCCCCAAGCCACAGCCAACGCCAACACCGCAUGUGCAGCCAGACCAUCCCCACGAGCACCACGAGCACCAUGACCAUGACCACCAUGACCACCAUGACCACCACCACCACCACGAGCCGGGUAUGCCGUUCGACUUCGCGUACGCAGUCAAUGAAGACGGCAACGACUACCAACACAAUGCGGUUUCCGAUGGUGAUGUGACCCGCGGCGAGUACAGAGUGGCGCUGCCUGACGGCAGAGUGCAAAUCGUAAAAUACACCGCUGAUUGGAAGAACGGGUUUAAUGCUGAUGUAUCAUACGAAGGAGAAGCGAGGUAUCCUGAGCCGAAUACAAAUUCGAUCAGCUCACCGAACCAAGGCCAGGCAUACUUACCCGCCAACCAAGGAGGCGGUUACAAAUAUUGAAAAAAAAAACUCAAAAAAGAAAAAAAAAGAGAUUGUACAUUGGAGUUAAAGAUACAAAUAAAGUUACUCUUAUUAAUGUUGUUGUUGUCUAAAAUUA